Molecule: messenger RNA, 21164 nt
Organism: Lineus longissimus
Lineage: Eukaryota; Metazoa; Nemertea; Pilidiophora; Heteronemertea; Lineidae
Exons: 28
Coding region: 1-14142 (4713 amino acids)
Biological process (GO): positive regulation of DNA-templated transcription
Cellular component (GO): nucleus; histone methyltransferase complex
Molecular function (GO): sequence-specific DNA binding; histone H3K4 methyltransferase activity; DNA-binding transcription factor activity
Source: RefSeq, a predicted model, not a curated record
AUGGCGAGACUCCGUUUUCCAGGCCGUCCUGGCCAACGAUUUGAUCGUUUAGGGGUUCGAUAUGUCGUCGAUGAACCCCGAAAAACGAUGGAUCCUACGAUGAAAAUCAUAGCUAACAUAUACCGAGGAUUGAAACUGUUUUAUGAUAUAUUCGGUGAAUCUGAUGAGGAAGAUGAGUUUGAUGGCUUCACUGAGCUGGAAGUCACUGCUGCUAAAGAGAAACAUGCCAGUUUGUUACCUGCCAAGGCGCCGCCCCCUGCCAUCUCACUGGUCAAGCCCAAAGCUACCAAGGCGAAGGCUAAAGGGGGGAAGGAAGAUGGGGAGGGAAGAUUCCGGAACUUGGCCCGGAAGUCGUAUGCAGAGAUGAUCCGUGAAGGAUUAGCGCAGCCGGCGAAGAUGCAUAAAUAUGACUUGGCGCGAGCUAAGGUUGAAAGCUUGAAGGAAUUACAGAAAGGAAAGGCGGGUUCUAAACAGUGGCUGGUCGAUGAGGAAUUGGCCGGUGAUGGGUCAACGAAACUGAAAAGUAUUAAGAUCCGUUUGACUCCAGAAGGAAAGGCAAAGAUUGUCCGGGGUCGAGGUCGACCAACAAUCUAUGAGGGUGUGCAGAAAGCCAAGGCAUUGAAGGCUGAGAAAGGGCUGUCCAAGAAAGAGUUGAAGGCGCUGAAGUUAAAGGAGAAGAAGUCGGGGAAGGUGGAAAAGAAAGGGAAAGAGGUGAAAGUGAAGAGAGGUAAAAACAAGGAGCCGGUUUCGAGCAAAGCGAAGAAAUUGUCUGGUAAAAACAAGGAACCGGUUACCUUGACCAAAGCAAGAAAAUCGUCCGUCAAGGAUGUGAAAAAGACGGAGAAGUUACAAAAAACAUCCAAAACUUUGUGCUUGCCAAAGUCGAAGAAAUUUGAUUCUGCGCGUGCAAGACAAUUGGUGGCCAAAGCUAAAAUUGCCGGUAAGAAAUUACAGGACGCGAGUAUUCCACACGAUGAACAAUCUCCUGAGAAACGUAAGUCCGGUUCAUCAAGUGUUUUUCAUUUACCUGCGGUAAGUUCACGGUCGGCACGAAGGAUCAAACCAGCCAAACGAUAUUUGGAAGAGGAUUUCUCAGCUCAGGUUGUGAAAAAGUCACGAUUAGAUGUCAGUGUCCAUGGUCAAGAUGGCGCAACUGCAAGUGAUGCUCCGAUAUUCGGAUCUAAUCUUGUUUCACCAAUGUCUGCAUCGGCACUUCUUGCUGCUGGGAUGGAGCUCUCACCAGAGGGCACGCAUAUCAUCUCUAAAGGAAAACAAGUUGGUCUGUUAGACCGACCUUUAGUCAUUCGUGGUAAGAGGGACCGUAAACCUAGUCAGAAAUUACUCCAGAAAAUGUCUGAUGGCGACCUGACUGGUUAUGAGAGGCCGCAAGCAUCUGGAGAUGAAAGUGACACAGAAGCAGAUGAUGAAUAUAUGCCUAUCAUGAGCACGUUGUCUCCAUAUAAACAAACUGGGUUAUCGUGGUUACAAACGGAACAUAUCUCCCCACAACCGAUAUCGGCCAAAUCACCGCAGACAUCCUUGGAGCUGGACGAAAUGUGCCGCAAGGCAGCGUUAAUGCAAAAGAGUGGUAAUAGCGUCCUCCAGAAGCCACGGCUGCACCUCAACCGUGCCACCAUAAACCGGUCGAAAGUGGCGGUCGCUAAAUCUCUCAAGAUCCAGAUGAGGAAGGCAGCCGAGGCCGAACAGAAUGUGCAGAAGCUGUCAAGUGCUGUUGGCAUCGUGCCGAAGGUGAAUGAAGAGGAGGCGCUGGUCACUGGCAGUCCUGGUGCGUCUCCUCUCAAGGGACAUGCUGCUGAUCAUCAAGCGCUAAAGUUGAAGAAGAAAGGCAAGAAGUGUAAAGUAUGCAAGGACAAGCAAAUAGCGUUGACAGUCUAUGAAAGUCUUACGUGUUGUACCAGUUGUAAGCGAUUCUACUCCCGAUGGCAAGAUAGAAUAGACCACAAGGAGCCCAUUCCUUGUUGUACUCAGAAAGGAAAGUGUAAGAUUUCCAAAUUACCCAGUUUCUGCCGUUGGUGUCGAUUGGAAAAAUGUUUCCGGCUGUAUUCAAGAGGGGAGGAAUAUCGCCUUCUUGCGAAAAACAUGUCAUCCAGAGCAGUCCCAGGAACAGGAGAUGCUGGAGAGAUUACUCCAGCUGGUACAGAAAAAACGGCUCUAGUGUCCACAGAAUCGACUGAUGUUGCUCUAUCGCAACCAACGAAGGUUUCAUUUGACCAUAAGGCUCAAAUGUUAGAGCGUUAUGAUGAUACUAUCGCCGAUGUGAUGUUGCGGGUAUUUGGGAAAAAGGCCGAGGGUGCUGCUAAAGAGAAACGAAAUGCUUCACUGAAGGCAUCGAGAACGAAAUCUAUCAUUAAAAAGUCAUUGCGGACUGCCGAGGCUAAGGUAGCCAAGUUUAAACCAUUUUCGUCUCAAACUCCCGUGCUCAUGAAAUUAGAUGAAGACGGUGUUUUAGUUCGAGUUGAUGAUUCUUUACGAACCACUGGUGAUACUUCAAGUACUCUCACGGCAUCCGAGGGCAGCCCCCAAUCAGUCACUUCUCCUGGUGCAUUGGUUUCACCGGUUGGCACAGCGGGACCGAGGAUCAAACACGUGUGUCGUCGAGCGGCUGUGGCACUUGGAAAAAAGGUCGCCACAUUCCCCAAGCAUCCGCAGUUGAGGUUGAGUGCACUUCCUUAUAAUGACAAGGCAAGGUUGCUGCACAGGGAUGAAGGAGAUUCGUCCGACUCCGAUGACCUCCCGAUUGAGGAAAUCAUCCGGCGUGCCAAGGAGAAAGACGACGGCCGAGAACCAGACGAGUUGUCCAAGAGGACACCGUUGAAGACGUCUGCAUUCCAUAAAAUAAGCAAAAUCAAGAAACGCCUCAGUUUGGAAAGAAAGACACCAAAAAUGGAAUUUACCGAUGAAAAGCCAGUCGGGAAGAGGACGAGACGCAGCCGUUGCCAUAAAUGUCGUGGAUGUUUGGCAAAGGAUUGUGGGAGAUGCAUUAAUUGCUUGGACAAGCCCAAGUUCGGUGGUAGAAAUACUGCUAAGCAAUGCUGUAUUCAUAGAAAGUGUGCUAACCCACGCUACAAGGUCCUAGGAGCAGAAAUGUACGCUGUUGGUGUCAAGAAGAGAUUUGAUCCAAAAGUGUCCGGAAUGGGGGCUCCUUCUGAAGAUGUUACUGAUGCCAUCUCCCUGAAUCCUGCCAUAGCAAGCAAAUUCUCACCUGGAAUGGAGCUGCGGGUGGAAUUGGAGAGAGUGAACAUGGGAAUGCCUGGAAGGAGACCAGCGAAGAAAAUAGUAAAGCCGGACAAGUUUGGACAUCGUAUGGUGCUCCAGUCUGUCGUGCCUGCCUCAAGACGGCAGUGGCCGACCUCCCUCCCUGGCAGGCAUCUCAUCCAAGUGAAGCAUCCAGAGCGCUAUGACCCAGAUGCUGCAUGGGUGCAAGGAUACUCACUGACGACGGCUGUUCCCUUGUGUAUCAGAACUGUGUGCUUUCUCUGCGGUAGUGCUGGAAAUCAUGAGUUGACGUACUGCAGCAUCUGUUGUGAACCAUUCCACUCGUUCUGUCUGGAGGAACACGAGAGGCCAUCUGGUGACAAUGUGGAGAACUGGUGCUGUCGUCGAUGUCAGUUUUGUAACGUCUGUGGUAAAAUGUGUAACUCAAGCUCAAAGCUCCUUACAUGUGAUAAAUGUACAAAUACGUAUCAUCCAGAGUGUCUGGGACCAAACUAUCCAACAAAACCUUCAAAGUUAAAGAAAAUCUGGAUUUGUACGAAAUGUGUGCGGUGUAAAAGCUGUGGUGCUACAACUCCUGGUAGUCAGUACAAUGCUACUUGGACACACGACUUCUCCCUCUGCUUCGAGUGCGGCCAUCUGAUGGACAAAGGCAACUUCUGCCCUGUGUGCCAUAAGACUUACGCAGAUGAUGACUGGGACAGUAAGAUGGUGCAAUGUGCUGGCUGUGAUAGCUGGGUCCAUUCAAAGUGUGAGGAUAUCAAUGAUGAAAUGUACAACAUCCUCUCCUUCCUGCCUGACCAUAUCGAGUUCACGUGUCGUAAAUGUAGCCUGGAGCGUCCAACAGUCUGGGAGAUUGCUAUCAAGGAUGAGAUGGCAGCUGGCUUCAACAUCAUACUCGCCAGCCUCCUCACCUCCAAGGCAGCUCAUCAUAUGUCACGAUAUGACCCCAAAAAGGAAGAGCAGAUGAAGCUUCAGAAGCCGAGGCUGCCGUCAACCUCGUCCACAAGCCCUAAAGCCUCCCAGUCAAUCAAAUCUGAGAACUCCGACCAAUCGGGUGAUGCUACACAAGAGAAGGUUUCACGGGUUCUGCGUGGGAGAACUGUUCGGGCUGUUUCAACUGUGGAGGAAGAACAACAUGAGGAAAGUACACAUGUUACAAAAUGUAUCCCUUCAGAUCUGGGAACAGAAACGCCUACAGGGAACCCUAAAAAGGAGACAGAUAAUGGUUUGUUUGGGACUGAUGGUGAUUCAGGGAGUAAAACUGUUAGUGAAUCCAAGUCUAGUUUGACUUGUGAUGCUGUCACAAAUGCUGACAGUGCUUUGUCUGCAGAAGUCGUCUCAGUGGCAAGUAAGGGACUUGAGGAUGUGACGCGGGUUUUAGGUGGAAGAAGUUCAGGUGUUGCGAACUCGGAAGAUACCCAGGAUGAAAUGGAUUGCUCGGAGUCUGGGGAAAUGGUGCCAAAAGUUGAGGAGGUUAAAAAUGUGGAUGGUGCUUCAGUAGAUGAGCUGGGAAGCUGUUCAUCAGGUGCUAAUGACUUGGUUGAGACCAUGGAGACUAGUGUGCCUGCUCCUGUGGUGGAGCUGGGGUCUAUCUUGCCUGCUAGACGCGUAGGCACUUCUCAGGAAGCUAAAACCGGUGAAAAUAGAACGUUAUCUAGUGUUUCAGAGAACUUAACUAUAUCUGCUAUUAAUGUUGUCUCUGGUGAACAAACUGAAUCAAAAAAGGAUCGAGAAAUUGAUUCCAAUGUUUCCAAUUCUUCCCCCACCAAAUCGGAAGGUUCAGCCACUGAAGCAAGGGACACAACUCCUGCUGCCGCAGCAGAUAAGAAAGACAGUCCUGUCAUGAAAUUUUCAGACCCAGAAAAGUUGUUAGAGACAAGUACAGACAGUUCAAAAAAUGACAAUUUGAGUGCUCAAAAUCCAUGCUCACCAUCUUUAGAAGAUACUGGACAACAUGGUACGUCGAGUGAGCAUAAGGAGGUGGAAAAUCCAACAGGAACUGAUGGCCAUGAUGAAACAAAUCGCCAAGAAAAUAGUACUAAAUCUGUUGUUGACAAGGAGGUGAGAAUACAGUUGGAUGCACCUGGCGCGCUGGGUUCUGUUGUGCCCCCUGGUGGCGAGGAGGAGGAACGCAAGCGGGAUUAUCCGAAGGAUUUCACGACGGUGAAACAGAUGGUGGAAAGUAAAGCCUAUACUGAUGUGGAGCAGUUCAGUGAUGAUGUGGUACGGAUCAUCCAGCGAGCGUUGGACAUGAAUGACGAGCUGCCGCUGACCAAGCGCAAGCAGAACCAAGUUGUGCGGGGCAUAUUUUUCAAGCAGAUGGAGGUCUGUUUCCCAUGGUUUAACGCCAAGACGUCCAAGCUGUGGGGACAUAAUAAAAACCUUCCAAAGGACAUGCUGCCAGAUGCGGUGAUCCCUCCCUCCUUGGACCACACGUAUGCCCAGUGGUUGAUCCGUGAAGAGGCCCCAGUCUCCUCUCAGCCGUCGCCGUUCAAGAAACUGCCACAGACGCCCAAGAGAGAUCUUGUGCCAUUCCCUGGUUUUGAUGAUGAUGACACCAUGUCGAUUGCCACAUCAGAUGUUGCAGAGUCAAUCGGUGAUGACAACAGGAAGUGUUCCUUCUGUUUCAAGUUUGGAGAUCAUCUGCCCGACAAUGCAGGCCGUCUGCUCUACCUUGGCCAGGAUGAUUGGGUUCACGUCAACUGUGCACUGUGGGCCUCGGAAGUGUUUGAGGAGGUUGACGGCUCCCUGCAGAAUGUCCAUGCCGCUGUCUCGAGGGGCAAACUCAUGCGAUGCAACAAAUGUAAUCGUAAUGGUGCAUGUGUUGGCUGCUGCAUGCGAGGCUGUAACGUGACGUACCACUUCAUGUGUGCCAGGGAUGAUCACGCCGCAUUCCAGGAGGACAAGAAGGUCUUCUGCAAGCUGCACACCGACCAGACAGAUGCACCGUUGAUCCAGAACAACCGAUUUGCUGUUCUGCGUCGUUCCUGUGUUGAUCUAGAUGCUGCCAAGAAGUACCUGAAGAAGUCAUGGUCUGUUGGCUUUGAUCCAAAGAAGCUCUCCAUAAUGGUCGGCUCUGCUACGGUGGAGAGUCUUGGUUAUCUUAUGCCCUUGUCUGACCAGAGGGAUUUCCUCGUCCCGGCCGAGUACAGCUGUACCCGCAUGUACUGGAGUACCCAGGAUGCAAGGCGACGAUGCAUCUACACGCUACGUAUCUUUGAAGUGAAGCCUGAAGAGCAGAUGCCAGAAUUUGCCAAGGACAUGACGUACCAGCAUGACUUGAACCACCCAGACUACAUCCCACCCAUGGAGAUCCCUGGAAUACGCUCAUUAAACUUAUCGAUUUCAGUCGAGGAGAAUACUUCGCCGAAAAUCACGGAAUUGUUUGAUGAGAAUCUUGGUAGUGACUCCAAUCUGAAAACUGAUUUCUCCCGUAGUUACCCGGGUGUGAGGCUGUCUUCAAUCAAGACAGACGAUGCUCUGUCUAAGUCAUGGCCAUUGCACGACAGUAUGGAGAAUCCGCUGAAGCAGUUGUCACCGAGCACGUUGAAAUUACUCGGAGAUGUUGCCAACAAGUCGCCAACACCACCUCUGCGUGACCAGGAUGAUCUUCCCAAUCUUUCAAGUUUGACGCGGAUUGCAGAUCGGUUGAAUUCAGCUGCUGCAAAGAGUAGAAGUCGCGAAGGUUCAUUGGAGAGGCAAGUCCUAUCGGUAGAUGCGAGCAGCACGCCUGAGUUACCAAAAGUAUCCCGAGGAGAGGCAGAUUCACCAAACGCUCCAGUUUUCUCAUUUAAUUCAGUAAUGGCGGAAAAUCCUGUGUCAGACGUCCAGAAAUCAGGUGUCUCUGAUGAGGCAGGAGCUGCAGAAGAACCUCGUAUUGACCUAAGUGAAUCAGUUGAAUCUGUGGAAUCUCUCAUCCUCCAGAUAGAAGGUGCUUUACCUGAUAUUGGUGAGGAUGAGCUCAUCCUACAGGUCGAUCCCAGUAUUUUUGAUCAGCUUCAGAGUGAGGAGGAGGGUGGGAACGAGGUUGUCUUUAUGUUGACAGAUGGGAGUGAGGAUGAUUCCAUUGUUAAAGCAGCAGAUCCAAAAGAUAGUGAAAUUGACUUGAAAGCAACCGAGAAUCUUGGUGUGGUCGAGUCUGAUCAAAUCCCUGCCAAGUCAGUCGAAUCGGAUUCGCUGAAAUUGGAUGAGUCUUGUGUCGUGCAUGCUGCAGAAUGUCCUGAAGGUGGUCAGCCAAGUUUAAAUGAAUAUGAACUGCCACGAAGAGAACCUUCUUUGCCGAUUAAUAGCACAAGCUCACCUAAUGGUAGCGAAAGUUUAAAUAAAGAUGAUCGCAGUGCCGAAGAUGCUCGAGAGACUGAUACUGACUAUUUGGAUGUUGUCCCGUCAUUGGAAUGUGAUGAGUUGAUGUCUGCUCUAGAUCCUGACACCGACCAGCUGGAGGAUCGUAGCCCUGGCUCUGGUGAACCAGGCCAGGCAGCUGUCAAUGGGGGUGGCAGCGGUGAAACGGAGGCCAGCUCGAAUCUCUCUCAGGAAAUGGAAGAAGAUGGUGUCGGGCAAGGGACAAGUGAUGGUUCUUCCUCGUACGUAACAGCUGAAGAUCUUUCCUCCCCAACAAUGUUGGAAAACACAGUUUCUCCAGUAACGAGCGAGUCCUCACCGCAAGUGUUGAUGUCUAAAUCAUUUGAGAAGUCUGUUGAGACCAGCAAAAAAACAGGUGACAAGGGAGUUCCACAACCUGUGUGUGUUCAAGAGCCUCUGGUUGCAGAAAAGCUGACCAACGUGGAGUCGCAGCAAAGUUCCCUGAGUUCUGAACCAGAAACAUUACCAGGACAGCCAAAUUUGUUGAGCGGUAUUUCUCCGGUGUCCAUUCAACUGACCGAAUCUCAAUUACAAAAAGCUGCCGAGUCCCUCAAAAAGUCUACGCGGGGUAGCAAGCCAAAGGGGACAGUGGUUGAAUACAUGGAUGGAUUGGUGUCUGACAUGCUGAAAGGAACACGCAUCCCACGUUCACCUGCGUCCAAGCUGCCAACCGUUCAUGAAUUGUUGGAGAUGCGAAAGGUCCAGGGGAAUGAUGCAGCGGGCAAGGAGGUGACAUGCAAUGAGGCUCUCAAGUCCUCAGAUGGUGCUCUCUUAAACCAAGCUGCCCCGACCAACCAGAGAGUUCACCAUCCCUGUGUGGAUUUGCAGCAAGUGAAUCCUGCUGUGAGUAUGAUUAUGCCGGCUGCUAUCGGUGCUCCAAUGCUGCCUCCACCACCAGUACCAGCUACGAGCAGCAUGAUACAAACUGUCAACAGAGGAUUUUCAUCAUACGUUGAACCAGUUCAUGUGAUGCCUCAAGCUGCUAUACUACAGCGUGUUCGAUAUGUACCACCACCAGUUCCCUAUCAAGAACCUGAACGUGUCACAGAAGUUUUUGAUAAAAACAAUGUGCUCAUUGGUCACAAACUUCGCAAGCCAGUCUACAAUAGAAGUGGUGUGCAGAUUGGAUUUCAUUUUGAGUGGGUGGAUCCUGGGCUGCCCAAAGUGGAGGAGCCACCACCUGUGAUGGUCUCCACUGAAUCACAGAGUUCACUGUCACCGGAGAAGACGGGUAGUGAUCUGGAAGAUGGUGAUGAGGCAUUAGAUGGUGGGAGUGCAUCUGACUCUGAUUGUGUCGUGAUUGAAGAUCGUCGGACUUUACAGAAGGAUGAUGCUAUACCAAUCAAGGAGCCAGUGGAGACUGCAGACAACAUAUUUGAAGCCAUCGUGGGACAUGCUAGAUCAAAACGUGUGAAAUCGCUUCAAAGAAACCCGAGGCAUAUUGUCCAGAAGAAGGAAGCAGCGGAACAGAUCGAAGGAAAAGACGUGGAGAUACGAAAUAAACGUGGCAAGGAUAAUCAGCCAUCGAGUAGCGAAAAUAAUACCUACCCAGGGAACGGAAAUGAACCUGAACCUGAACCGGUGGAGGAAGUUAAAAUGGUCAAAACGUAUCCCCUUCGUCGGACAGCGCAGCGGAAGUCCGAAGCACGUAUGAGAGAGUUAGAAGCAGCCGCGAGUGCGGCCUGUAGUGAACCAGUAUCCUUGCAUGAUAAGAUUGUGCAGAAGAUUAAGGCCAGGAGCUUGGAACGUUCAAAACCAUCCGAUGCUGGUCCUUAUAAAUGUAAGUUAUGCAAGCGAUUGUACCGCACCCAGGAUAGUUACAAGACACAUAUCCAGACAUGCAACUUUGAAGUCAGUGAUAGCGAAGAAGAGGAAUUACAAGAAACGUCUGCCAACGUGAAGAAGGCAACAGAAAAAUAUGAGAUGAAAGAUGACGGAAGUGAAGUGACACAACAGGCAAGCGAUGUUGCCAUGGAGACGGGUGAUGGUGAUGCAUUGGUUCUUCAAACGCGUCUUCGCAGUGGUCGCUCAAAAACAAAGAUUCCAGUGCCGAGGGAUUCAGCCAGUCCAUCAAAGGUCAUUGAGAAUUUCCCUGAUUCUAAACAUGUUGUGGAGACAUCAGCUGAUGUUGAUAUUCAGAAUAAACCUGAUGUGGAGAAUGGGAAUGAAAAUAACCACGCUCUGCGGAGUAGUCCUGUUACACCGAAUACACCUACGGAUGCGAGGACGGAAGGAACUCCUGUUGUGGAGACUCGGGAACAAGUAAAUCAGGUUGUAAAGCAUAAUACACUGGAGAACGCUGCUCUGGAGAGUGGUGUUCAACAAACUCCUAUUGUCGAAAUCCGUCCUCAGUCUAUGCCUGUUGAGGAAAGCACGACAGUUGAUACCGCAGCUCUGGCAAGCAGUACACCAAACUCCCCAGUUAAGGAGGAUUGUACACUAGACUCUCAAGAUGUUGGCAGCAGUUUGCACAAUGCCCUUGCUUCGGGAAGUAUGGCCUGGGAGAGAGGCAUUGGUCGUGGGAGAGGCAGGGGCCGAGGACGACCAAGGGGGAGACCAGCAAAACAACCACGCAUGGACACCCACAGUGUUGACCAAGACUAUCAUCAUGAUGAAACUGAGUUUGAUCAUGUCAGUGUGACUCCUGUCAGGCGAGGCAGAGGGCGCCCUCGUGGACGUCCACCAUCACAUUCCUCAAGGAGAAGUCCAGGAGAAGGCUUUACAGAAUUGCCACAGGAGUAUGAUGAGUUAGAACAUUCACUCGAAGCGCGGAGGAGUCCUCUUGGUGAGGUUACUGACACAGGAUUCGAUGAUGGCGAUCGUGUCAAAGUGACUUUACGUAGCGGGCGCCUAGCAAGGAAAUUGCCUCUUCAUGUGAGUGAUUCUGAUGAGGAUAUCAGACCGACUGUUGCCAAGCGCUCGCGAGGUCUACCGCGCGGGCGUGGGCGUGGUAGAAAAAGGCACUCGUCACCAAGGUCAAAUGACCCUGAUUUCAGUCCAGACGAUGACUUACACAAGCGACGAUCGUCUGGUUCGCCACGGAGUCGUAGAUUAUCAGAUUCUUCAUGGAGUGAACAUAUCAUUGUCACUAAGACGCAUGUGUCGCCCAGUUCUCAAAAUCCUCUUCGGACAGAGUCGGAAAAUCUAUCAAAAAGUCCUGAAUUUUCAAGUCAACAAAUUACUAGUUCUAGUCCAAAACAGACAUCACAUGCUAUAAAUAUUGUGAGUAUGCCAUCACCAGCUGCCAUGUCGACAGUUAGUAUGUCGUCCGGACCUUUUUCAGCGUCGACGACAGUGAGUCGGAAACCUGAUGAUGCAACUGUUAUAUCACCCGUCCAAACUUGCACCAAAGACAGUAGUGUGACAUUAUCGGAUGAAUCGAUGGGAGAUGUCCAGGAAGACUUCAGUAGGAAGUCGACCUCUCACUCACAGGAAGUGACUGACAGUCAUAUGACAGUGGUUGAAAUGACUGAUGUGUCACAUGGUGAUAAUGCUGUAUCAAAUAGUCCAAAACAGGAAUCACUGCCAGUCAAGAAGACACCUAGUCCUAAAGAUUCUCACAAGAGGACAAAUAUCUUUGAUGUAUUUGGAAUGGGUUCCAAAUGCGAUACGGAACAGCCCGAAACUAGUCAUGGUGGAGUUGGUCGAGAUGUAGCAGCCUCUGGUGCUGGAUUGAGCUUGGCUCAGGUGCGGCGGAUAUCAAAUCCCGUCCAGAAAGAGGUGGGGGCUGAUUCAGGUUUGGAUACGGAUAGUGAAAAAGAAGUUACAGUCAAACAGCGGCCAGGAGAAUCGGAGAAACGUGAAAUCGGUGUUCAGGCAACUUUGGAGGGAUCAGCUGAAUUGGGGCAUAGUUUUAAAAGUGACCAGUUUGGGGCAUCUGAGAGAAUGCCCACCCAUGGUGGUGUUAUUACCGCUAAAGAAAUGGCGCCAUCUUUCUCGAGUGUCAUGAACCAGGAAUUGGAGUCUCAAGCAGAUGACUGUGUGGUUAUCCCGGUGUCCACUUCGGAUCUACAACGAAAGCUCGUCAACAUCCAACCCAAGAAACAAUUCCAGACUAUCAUGAGACCUGUGAUUCAGAAACAACCAGAAUAUGUUUUGAGUCCUCCACCAGGAAGUGGCAGUCUUGGCGGGAUGUUGAUCGAUCUGAACCAACAUCGAAUGCCUGUUUCCACGGUUACGUCAACAAUCGCGUACAACGUGCCAGGCUUAGUUGGUCAACCUGCGGCUAGCACCAUAGCAGCACAGUCGAUGCCUAUUUUUCAGGAUCCGCUGGGGAAUCUCCUGAAUCCAGGCGUGCAGAAUGUGAACAUGAUACAAAGUGGCCUGAUUUCUCAACAGCCAACUAUCCUCCCACAGACUAUUCAUACACAGACAUUCCAGAAUUUAACAGGACUAACCCAGGACAUGCUCCAGUUGGCACAUGUGCAGGGUAAUCAGAUUGUACUGCCGGGAUUGACUGCCGAGCAGGUUCAGCAACUCACAGGGCAGAUGCCACCUCAAACAGUCCACCAUCUCCACCAGCAUCCCAUGAACCAGAAUCCGCCCACAUCGCACAUCUUGCACAUGAGUGUUGGAGGACAACAGUUGUUGGCAGCUAGCCAGCCCCAGCAGACGAUGCCUAUGCAGAGCUGGCAGAAUGUGAGUGCGUCUUCAAUGAAUGUCAGUUACCUUGGUGGGCUCACAGGAAUUCAUGCGCCAAAUAUGCCAGAUAAAGCUGCAAUCAUCUUGAAGGAUCCCAACAUGGUCAAGACACUAGCGCCUGUCCCAACAACCGUGGGGCAAAACGUCACUGUCAGGAAGUACGUUUUACCAAAACAAUCUUCAAGUAGUUCCUUCAGAAUUCCUAUGGAUAAGCGAGCCAUACCACCAUUAAAGAAAAGUAUCCUCCCUCAGAAAAGAACAGUAUCUGUUUCUCAACCGACACGCCAAGGAUCUUUGCCAAGUCGAGCGAAUUCAUUGUCUAUGCCAGCAACAUAUACUUGUACGAGUUCACCACAAGUUGUUUCAAGACAGCUGCCGUCUGUCAUCACAUACAAAAAAAGCUUGACUGAGUCAUCUUCCUUAGUUAGCCAAGCGAAGCCUCGGACAACAACUGCUGUCCACCCGGUACCAGCGUAUUCCAUUGACAAUUCAAAGACUGCACCACGAGCUGGUCGGACAAGUAUUUACAAGUUACCGCAUCUCGAUCCAAAACGGGCACAGUAUGGAAAACCGUUGAAAAAGAAAGUCGGUAGGCCGCUGAAAUCCUGUCUGAAACGAAAAGCGGAGGGACAGAUAGGGAAGUCCAAGGUGAAGAGAAAUAAACCUUGGCAGUAUGUGGAUUGUCUUGGAACCGUUCAUACCGGUACAGUGCAACGGGUACGUGAGCUGAAGCAGGUGCAGCCAAGUAGGAACGUGGAUGGCUGUGUGGUGACGUCGCAUCGGUUGGAGCGGUUGAAGACUAAGCCAAGCAUUGCUGACAGGCCAACAACGGACACACGCCACACGCAUUUACUCCACGAGAAGCAAAUGACAUCCCUACCACAGAUCCAAAAUGAGGAAAUUGCGGAGACAAGCACUAAUUUACCUGGAAAUGUUUCCUCUGAACCGCAGCCGCAACUUGCUGCAGAUGGCUCCAGGCUAAUGUACGAGAUCACGAGCGAUGAUGGGUUCAAAGUGCAGGCAGAGUCAAUGGACGAAGCCUGGAAAAUGUUGACGGAGAAACUACAAGAUGCACGGGCGAACGCAAGGAUGAAACAGCUCAGCUUUGCUGGUGUGAAUGGUGCUGACAUGUUCGCUGUCUCCCACGAUAACGUCGUCUAUCUCCUCGAGCAGCUCUUUGGUGCCAACAACUGCAGAAACUACAGAUUCAAAUACCAUGACUAUGACCAGUCACAGAUAGAGGAGGAGCCACCCCUCAAUCCGACCGGUAGUGCCCGUUCAGAACCGUUCCGCAACCGCAACCCGUACGAGAUGUUCAGCUUCCUGCUGUCCCAGUUCAGGCGACCACCAGAGUAUAACCCUCACAUGAAGUCCAAAACGAAUUCAGCCGAUGUGGAUACAUUACAUAAAUCAUCAAGGCGUGCCACGAGUAUAGAUCUGCCCAUGGCCAUGCGCUUCCGUCAUCUACGAGGCCAUGCCAAGGAAGCCGUAGGUGUCUACCGAUCGCUGAUCCACGGCCGUGGCUUGUACUGCAAACGAGCCAUCGAUGCUGGUGAGAUGGUGAUUGAGUAUGCGGGCGAGGUCAUCCGCUCCGUUAUGACAGACAAGAGGGAGAAGUAUUAUGAAAGCAAGGGCAUUGGUUGUUACAUGUUCCGUAUUGAUGAUUAUGAUGUCGUAGAUGCUACAAUGCAUGGGAACGCAGCGAGAUUCAUCAACCAUUCCUGUGAUCCCAACUGUUACUCGAAGGUGAUCCAGGUCGAGGGCAAGAAGCACAUUGUCAUAUUUGCCAUGAGAGCGAUCCAACGUGGUGAAGAGCUCACCUAUGACUACAAGUUCCCGAUAGAAGAUGUCAAGAUCCCAUGCACGUGUGGGUCAAGGAAGUGUCGCAGAUAUCUCAACUAGGAAUUUAUCGCCAUCUGUAUUGGGAGCAAUUGAACGGAGAUCUCUAGUCAUGAGACACGCACCAUUAGUUUGAGAACAUACUGGGUGCAAAGUUGUCGGCGUCUGUUCAAACUUGCAAAGAUUUACAGAAAACAAACUGGGAUCUUUAAGAACGAGGAAAAUUAUUUAUUUUUUAAAAAAUCUUUAACUCAAUAGUGACUCUCAAGAUUUGCUAUAAAUGAUGUAUGAAUGUAUAAAAAAAUGAGUAAGAGUGGUAUGGAGAACCAAAUAACCUUUUUCAUAAACUUAUUCAGAAUGUUUACCUGUUCCAUGAACAGUUAGGUGAUGUGAUCACAGCUUUAACUGAUGAGGAGUGUUUGAUCAUUUCGAUGGAAAAUUAUUGGAUAGUUUAAGAAUCCUUUCGAAAAAGCAUACGAGAAAUAGAUAUUUCUGAAUGGAUCUCUACUUAACAGUCUUGUGGAGUUGGGAGUCAUUUGUCUCAAUCAGAGAGAGAGAGAGAAAUAACCUGAAGAUAAUUUAUCAGAUUGCUUUCCUCUGGAUCAGACUAAUAAUCAGGUGUCUGUGAUUGUGAUAUCAUUCACAUGGCAAAAACAACCACACCUAUGAAAACAAAUCUUGCAAUUUAUUUGCGUGGAACUUUUUCUGUUCCGUUUGUUAUAUUCUAGAAAGCAGAUGGGAAGAGGGAAAAAAGCUGUGCAAGACAUUUGUUGUGAUAUUUCAAGGUCGCGCACCUGUAUUAAACCAAUCAGCACGCGGUUGUACACGAAAAUAAUUCAGUUUGAGAUCAAUGUGUGGUCUCACCAGUUGAAUACCAAUUAAAUGGUAUUUUCCAUUCAAGAUAUUUUUUCUUAAAUUGAGAAUAAGGUGUGUUGAAAAUGAAAAAAAUGAUGAAGUUUCAGUCCAGUUGGCUUCCUUAUGUGGUUUUGAGGCUCCAUUCAACCCGUAGUCGUGAAAAAGCUGACUCGCGAGUUAAAAGCCGUCAAAAAUCACCCUCUAACUUCAGACCCCCCAAACCCUGAAAUUAUCAUGCAUAACUAACGUACAACGAAAAGUUCAUGGUUUUGCAGGCUAGGUUUUGCAUGUAGAAAUUACCGUAUUAAAGGGAAAAAGGCUUCAAACUUUAUUACAGGUACUUGGCCUCAAGGCAGAAUCAUAGGUGCCUUGUGAUACCUUGAAUGAUGAUGAUGAGGAGGAAAUAUUCAAACUGUAUAAUCUCUGGUAUAAAGGAUUCAAAAUGGUGCAUUUACAUUUUAUUACGGGUAAUAUGAUUCCCUGUCAACGUCUUCAUUUUUGGCAACUAAAAACAUCACCGAGACACCACCUGUUUUGUCAUUGGAAUUUAUAUGAAGCUCUGACGUUUAUUAAGACGGCUGUUAAGAAGCCAAAAGGAUUUGUAGUAUACACACCUAAGAAAAUUUCAUUUGAAAUUGAUAUACAUGUACAAUAAACCUUGCAUAUAUUUUACUCGAAUUUAAACAAGAACUAGAUUCUUGUAUAUAAAACAAACAGGUUGUUCAAGUUAGAGGUCUGUAGGUGAUGUGUACCACUGAUUUCGCAAAUCCAGUCGAGUAAAUUUUUUGCACAGUUUAAUAUUUGAAUUUCUGUAUUUAAAGUGCGUUAAAGAUGCGUAGGAUUUUGUAUUUUGAAAAUUGAAAAAAGGCGUUUUAGUCUCCAAGUUUUCCAUUAUGAAACUCCCUGCAGAUGAGAUUGUGAGAUUUUCGUUUUCCUUGUGAAAGUUAUUUUCCAUCAAGUGAUUGAUGUCAUCUGUAAAUAGAUUUGAAAACAAUUUUGAUAUUCAUUCCAUUUUGAAUGUUGUGAAUUCCAGACAAUACCAUGACUUCCAAAACUUAUCUCAGGGUUGGGAGAAAUCUCAAAAUUGUAUUUUUUUGGUUAAAAAGAGGAAAAUAUGUCAGAACUAUUAAAUCCUGAGUGAUCUUAGGAGAGAACAUAUUAUGAUAUAGAACUUUGUGCCAAUAAGUAAUAUAAUGAGGUGUUAGGAGAUGUGGAUUGUAUUUGUAAGGAAUCGUUGUUUCAUGGAAUUUAGUCCAGGGUUCGAGGGUGGCUCUAGGUUUUAAAAUAUAUUUGCCAAAACACUCCAGUGUUGUCGCCUGUUCUGAACUCUCUCAGUCAUUACUAUAAAGUCCUGUUACAUGUUACCUACUGUUGGAGCUGCUGCAAUAUUUUAGUGGCUGAGAAAUUUGCGUAUAGACAACAAUUAUUACAUGUGUAUCAUUCAAAUUCAAUAUUGUAGACAAAUUAUUUUCCAAGUCGGCCAGUGUCCUUUGUUAACCGUUGGUGAGAAUCCAAGAGAGAAAGAGCUAACCCUGGAGUACAUAUUGCAUGACAGGUGCCAGACCAGCACGAUCAUUAGAACUGUCAGUGCUGGUUGUGUUUGGAAAACGACGUCAUUAUUUGGCCGAGUGCCGGUGUGUAACUCUGGUUAAAAUUAAAACAUGAAGUAUUAACUCUUUCAGCCCGUAACUCAUUUCGCACCGUUUGAUUUGAAAACCGAGGCGAAUUUCAGAAAAUCAGACAUUCAAAAUCGGCAGACGAUAGCACAAAUUGCAGCAUCAUCUGAUAACUCAAUCCAACUAUAAUCGUUUGAAAAGAUUGUCGACGCAUUGUCAUAUGUUGCUUGAGUCACCAUAUAAGGCAAAGGCAUCAUGUGACAGUGCGGGAAAUUUGAAUUUGAAAACAGUGAGUAUACGGUCUGCGGCUGUGAAAUCAAACAUGUAUAUACCGCUUGCGGGCUGAAAGAGUUAAACAAGCAUUCCUGGAAUAUCCUGACCUGAGUUGUCGGAUUGAUCAUCAACUGCCAUAUUUAGGGCUUUAAUUGAGAUAUUGCAUUAUGCAGCAGUUCACCUUCAUUGUAUACAGUGGUUACAAUCAUGAGAAACCAUAUCACGUCCAUCAAGAAUGGAGCCCGGUAUGACCUUUUGUUUCUUAUACUCUGUUCUUAAAGAUAUUGGAAUUCCAAGCGUCGAUCUCUCUAUCUUUGCUUGGUAAUUUGUAUAUAACCAUGUGUACAUGUGUUCUGUAGGGGGCCGUUUCAAUGAUUGUCUCUUUGUUUGAGGAAUUGAUACCAAGCUGGAGGUAUUGGUUGUCACACCAAAACCGCGAGGGUGGAGCUAAAAUGUUGACCAAAACCGAGUUGGUGAGGCAAUCAAUACUGACAGUGAAGUGUCAAUUUCUAUUCUAAACAUCUCAAAUUAAUCAGAUAAAGAAUAAUGUGGUUUUAAAUGCUUUUUGACUGCUGCCAUAUUUUGCACCAACCCAGGCGGUUAUGGUUGCCUAUAAACAUAACCGCUGAAUUCAAAAGGAGGCUUCAUUUGCACAUAGUGCAUUUACACUGUAAUGUACGGUUCGUUUUCUGACCCGGUUGUUUUAGAAUAUUUAACCAAAUGCUUGGUGGCAAUGCUGCCAUUAUUCCUGGUUACUCAGUUUCUACAACUUUUUGUGAACUGACUUCAUUCAAAGGUUUCAAAAUAAGAUGAGAAGCAUUAUGUUCUUGUCAGCUGAUCAAUUGCAUUUCACUCGGCAGUCGGCGCGUAAAAUUGGGGUCGAGACCAAUCAAUUUCAGGGCUUUCCAACAUGAGCAGCUUGUUGGGGUGCAAGGCUGCACUUUUGUGCCAAAAUUUUUUCUUCACUUUUCACUCGCAUUUAACCUCCAAACACACAACAAAUGAGUACGAGCAUGUCUCUCUUUGUUUUCCACACAUUUAUUGUGACAUCAUCUUUACAUCAGAAAGCCCUGAAUCAGUAACGACAGUGCAGUCAUUCUCAGCAGGAACUCAAUUUCUUCACAAGAGUGAAUUGCUAGGUUUUCCAUGUUGUGGCAGAAAUGUUGUAUUCAGCCAUACUGCAAGAAAGUUGAUUGUUUUAUUCACAGAUAACAGUCUGUCUGGAAUCCUGCCUCGCACUUCACUGCAUCAAAGUAUACAGAAAGUUCAUUAAUGUACAUGUUAAAUGGGGCUGACACCCAUCAGUACUUUUAGUAUUUGGUCAAAAUUGGUGAAAUAGUCCUGAAAACCAUUGAAAUUUUCCUUCAAGAUCACUUGCAAAACUACUGAAAGUCCUUGUAACUGGGUGAAAAAUACUGAAAGAAAGGGAGCUUCUUGACAAUAGAUCCUGAUAGACUUCCAAGAGGGUUGGCAGCUCGGUUGUUUUUAUACUCCUGACUGAAAAUGCUCAAUUCAUGUAAAAUAUGGUUUCUGUAUUUCAUUCUUUGUUGAAAAACGUUUAUUUCGCAGAUGUAUUGUGUAUUGUACAUGCCAAGAAUUUUGUGAAUUAGUGUGAAAUUCAUGAAUUGGCCUUGGACAUCACGAGAAUUGUAACAAUGCAUGAUAAACACAUACAUGUACUUCUAUUACAUAGUAUUCAAGGGAACGUCUGGGCUCAAUCCGCAAAGUUUCUUGCACAAAAAACUACACCUCAUUUCGGCUACAGAAUAUUGUUUUAGCCUCCAAAUCAUUUGUGUAUAUGAUAGCUCUUUGCCUGUGGAAUAGUGGUGAACCAGUUGAUAUCGAGAAAAUUGUGCUGAUUACGUUACAUUUUGCCAUAACCACCUGAAAUGUUUUCAGUUCAUGUCGCUUGUUAGCAAAGUUAAAAAAUGAGUUCCUGUUUGUCCUAAUGUAAUGCUGAACAUUCAUUUGCCUGUGAUCUUUAUGUUGGCUGUGUUUCAGAGAUGAUAUUGGCAAAAAGUUGGCACCUGUUACGUAUUUCUUAGGCUGAAGUUCUUUCCUUCCAAAUGAUUGUGAUUAUGUGCCUUGUGGUGUGGGCUUCACUGUGUUUGAGGCAGAAAUGGACGAUCAACUUUAAAAAAAAAUCCGCUUGGGAUGUCAACCAGUUUAUAUUUUGAUUGUUGGUGUGAUGAAAAUUUGUAAGUGCCCAAAGUGUGUCUUUUUGUACGGUCACCUGAAGCCUCUCAAUUAAUAACAGUAGUUAUCACUGACUCACCCCUGCAACUUGACAUUUCUAUGUCAGCUGUGCCACCUCAGUCUUAUCAUACCAGAACCGAAUAGCAAUUCUUGGUUAAAAACUGAAGCCAAGUUAUCAACAAAUUGGCACUGAAACCCGACGAAAUUUCUACUUAUAUGAGCCUGUUAGCAACAACCCAGUUGAAACUUUCAAGUACAUUGUGUACUAGUGAACUAAAAAAAUUGCCUUUGGAAGUUCUAAAUCCUUUUCAUCUGUGUCUAAUUGACGGUACUUGUUGGCGCACUGGCUCUUCUUGCCCCAAUGCCACUGGACUUUUCCUUGAGUAAAGAGGCCAGAAACAGGCAGAUACACCAUCUCUUUACCAUUGACCCCAAGUUGUUUUUUUAGGCCGCUCACCAUGGACAGUUCAUUCACCACUCAAUAACCCCAUCAAGCAGUAGCAGUUGAUAGAUGUACAGUGGAACCUCCCUCAGCAGACACCCCUUAUUAAACGACAACCUUUCUUUUGAGGUCACUAGUUUUGGUCCCAAAUUGGUUGUUUUCAUUCAGUUUUACCUCUCUAAUCAGGACCCCUCUCUAUUAACCCUUUAAGGACUAAAGGUGUUCAGAUGAUCACACCGGUCCGACAGAGAUGUGCUGAAUAGAAAAGGUACAGCGUAGAAUCUGGAGAAUCUCCCAGUGUGUUUCUAAAACAUGGACUGGGCCAUUUGCUGCAGCCGGAACGAAGUUCUAACGGGGACUCUAUUGCUCGCAAAGAUGCGAGAUCAGGCCGUAACGACGGAAAUUGGUUGCUCGCAGUGCAGCGCGAGAGUAGUCUUUAAAGGGUUAUGAACAGCAUUUAUCAGUCCAUAGGGUGUCUUGAAUAGAGAGGUACUAACGGUACUUGCUAUAUUGAAGUGUGGUACCAAAUUCCAGCUCGAACUAUUCCAGCCUUUGACAAGAUGGAGUUAUUGUUUGAUUAGUGUUUUCUGCUCAAAGAUUCCCAUGUUAGGAGGUAAUGAAGCUUCCAUUAUUAUUGAAGGCAUAACAACGCAUGUAAUGUAAUCGUCCAGAUUUUGUUGUCGUUGUGAAUUUCUUAAAAUGCGUCUACCGGUUAUUGUAAUUUGGCAUUGAACAUCAUCAUCUAAUUGGUUCAGGGUGGGGAAGGCAGUAUUUUGUUGGUGGCGGUGGUGUCAUCGAAUGACUGUGAAAAUGAGAAAUUAGUAUAAAUUGCGGCAGGAAAGAUGGCUCUCUGAUAGGACAGAUCCACGGAACCAUCUGAUUUCAGACUUUGGUUCAGAUUUGCUAUAGUGGAGUUGGAGAUGUUUAGAAAUGUUUCAUAUUGCUGUCAUUUCAGUAAUUGCCAUUUGAUUUUUAUGAUACCUACCUCUGAUGAAUGUUGGCAUAAAGAAGUGUAGCUGUAAUAUAUUCAAAACUUAAUUCUAACUAUGCUGCCCAAGAAAAUGGUGACACUUACUGGAAAAGGAGUGCCAUGUUAAACGCAUUUGAAGUCACGAUGCAUCGUCCAUUACAUGAACACAACAACAGCGCUGAGACACAUACAUUGCAUGUACGAUGUUUACGUGCUUGACUUUGCUGCCCUGUUCAUUUCUGCAUUUUUCGGGAUUGAUAGUUAUCGGAGAGAAGUUUUCGAUGGAUUAAAGCUACGUGACAUAAUGUCAAGAUUCAUUUGAGGUUCACCUUCUGAAAACUGCAGCACACUUAUGACAUAUUUGUCAACAUCUCGAACACUAUUAUACAUGUAGGUUUGUUAAAAAUAAAGGGAUUUUGAUACAGUCAACAUGUAUUGUAUAAGAAAAAACGAAAUGAAUGAGAGUUGUACAAGAACACGUCUGCUCUGUAUCAGGUCUGACCGUGGACUGACUUGUAAUGUGUAUUUGAGUCUGAAUGAAGCAUUUGAAUAAGGGAGGGUGUGGCUUGUAGAACUUCUUGACUUGUUAUACUGUCAGACACUAGGGUGGAAUUCAGUUCACAGUUUGGCUGUGACAUUUUAUGGUCAUCUUUUUGUGAUGAUUCACAUGCACAUGUAAUUAAAAAAGUAUUUGUUGAUUUUCUGUCAGACUUUUGCAUUUUCUAUGUAAAUA